UCCUCAAACGUCAAACGGUCGGCUCGCGGCGCAUCGAUCAUCACGUGAAUCAAAACCAAAACAAAUCCGCAGUCUCAGACCAAAACAUCAUUCAGAGACAUCGAUUUCUCGCGUUGAAAAUGCAAAAUGCAAAUUAGUUUCGUCGCAGCGUAGUGGAAAAUAACAUUGUGGCAUUCACAUCACGGCUCGAAAUUUCUUCUGUGUGCAACUAACCAGUGCAUGUAGUGUGAUAAUACUGACUCUGUAUUCGCCGUCGGACAGCGUUCACGUAAAGUAAAUAAAAUGUUAUUAGCUGCUAGUUAUCGCCUUGAGUAGUAAACACACGAGUGCGGAGCAAAAUGUCCCCUCCGUUCCCUCUCGGAUGUGUUGUGGUAGUAAGCAGCUAUUACUAAAUGGCAGUCGUUGCUUAUCUGCUGCUCAGUGUUGGUGCCGACUUGUUAGAAAUAGCAGACGUAUUCAUACGCUCCGGAGGUUCCAUAGUGGAAUGUAGAGAUCAUAUACAGAGCAAACGUCGGGAUCAAUUGUUUCAAUACUACAUUGCCCAAUAUAGAAACGAGUCAGCAGAAAAUAUGUCUUCGGAAUCUCUCGAUAGUUGCGAUUUCGCGUACCAGGAAUCUCCUACCUCCCCGGGGUCAAUCAGUUUGGACAAAAGUUCAUCAACGGAAGUGGUAUACACUUUGGAAAACAUCACGGAAGUUUCGCCUGGCCUGAGCUUCAUUAUAAGUGGGAGUAUUCUGCUGACCUGUGAGAGAUUCUCAAUUAAUUUGAUGCUCAAAAAUUCGGAUCUGGCGCUGCAUUUCAACCCGAGGCUCCCACAGAACUACAUUGUCCGAAACUGCCGUGUCAAAGGAGUGUGGGGAAAGGAAGAAGUGGCAUCUCCAUUAUCGUUUAACCUGCAUCGUGGACAAAAGUUUAAUAUUCAAAUACUGGUGACCGAUAAGGAGUUCCUUAUGUGUGUCAAUGGCCGGCAUUUCAACACGUUCAAGCAUAGACUGCCUUAUAAGAAAAUCUGCGCACUGGAAGUUAAGGGAGACGUCAAGGAUGUGAAUGUUGAGCAGAUCUUCGUCGAGAGCUACCCGGACAUCGUUCUGGAGGAAAUCAAACAAAUUUCGAAGGAAAACUUCGAUUUUCCGGAAACCUCCGACAGUCAUUAUAAACUGAUGCCUUAUACCGGUCGACUGGCAGAACCAUUUACGAAUGGGAAAAAUCUACACAUAAGGGGUCGCAUCAAACUGUUGCCGCAUUCCUUCUACGUGAAUCUUCAAAGCAAUCACCAGGUUUGGCCUCAUCCCAGUAUCCUGUUCCAUUUAAAUCCACGGUUUGGCAAUGUCGGCGGAAAGCACGUAAUCUGUCGGAAUUCCUGGCUCAACGGAAAGUGGGAUCGUGAGGAACGAUCGGAGAAUUUGACUGAUUUUAUGCCGGGGAAAACGUUCCACUUGAAAAUCGCGUGCACCGAUGUGAGCUAUCAGGUCUAUCUUAACGAGAAACUGAUUGCCGAAUUUAUAUUUCGAGAAAACCCCAAGUUGGUUGAGACGGUCUACAUACAAGGUGAUAUAAAAGUUUUCGAUGUAACGUUAGAAUCGGCCUAUUAGUUAAGAUAAGCAUAGUUGUACCCUUGAUUGUACGAUGAGUUUCAAUUAAUAUACAUGUAAAGCUUUAACCCGAACAAUACUAUAGAGUCAAUACUUGUACACUAUAUUUACUAGUUUGUAAGUAAUCCUCGCGUAAUUGUUUGUACAUUCAAGAUUAUUGUAACUAAAACCCCGGUGUGUAGAAUAGUAUGUUUUGGUUUAUUGUGUUAUUGAGAAGAAAUAUAAAAUGUUGAUUGCCUGUGACUAACUACUCAACUAGAAGAAAAGCAAAUAGAUAACUUGCUGCGCAAAAGAAAA
Aedes aegypti (yellow fever mosquito) is the source of this 1889-nucleotide messenger RNA. Its product is annotated as 32 kDa beta-galactoside-binding lectin-like. The coding region runs from base 393 to 1592 and encodes 399 amino acids. The transcript has a single exon. Gene Ontology annotation, molecular function: carbohydrate binding; galactoside binding. The record is from RefSeq and is a predicted model, not a curated record. Lineage: Eukaryota; Metazoa; Arthropoda; Insecta; Diptera; Culicidae.